Molecule: messenger RNA, 1272 nt
Organism: Clonostachys rhizophaga
Lineage: Eukaryota; Fungi; Ascomycota; Sordariomycetes; Hypocreales; Bionectriaceae
Source: the annotation of a GenBank genome assembly
AUGCUGCGCCAGUCCCUUGUCGGCUCGCUGUUCGUGGGCCUGUCCUGCCAGAUGCCCUUUCAGAACACUGGCCCAUUAAGAUUCAAGUCGGAUGGCACCUUUCAGCUCUCCAUCUUUGAGGACCUGCACUUCGGUGAAAAUGCUUGGGAUCAGUGGGGACCUCAACAAGACAUUAACUCUGUCCAAGUGUUGAACAAGGUCCUAGAUUUUGAUACCCCAGACCUGGUCGUCCUCAAUGGCGAUCUCAUUACUGGGGAAAACACGUACCUGGAGAACAGCACCGACUACAUCGACAUGAUCGUCGGGCCCAUGGUUGAGCGUGGCCUUAGCUGGGCAUCUACCUAUGGUAAUCACGACUACCAAGUGAAUGUGACGGGGAAAACGAUCCUGGAGCGUGAGAAACGCUGGCCAAACGCACGCACAACCCAGAUGGUUUUCGCACCCGAUGCUGGCGUGUCCAAUUACUACCUACCUGUCUACGGCGCCAACUGCACCUACUAUGAAAGAUGUGCCCCCGAGCUUCUCCUCUGGUUCUUUGAUAGUCGCGGAGGCUUUCGCUACCAGGAGUGGAAUGAAGACGGCUCGCCCAUUGGCCAUCCCAACUGGGUUGAUACGAGUGUCGUGGACUGGUUCAGCCAGACGAAUGCCAAACUCGUCCACAAGUACGGUAGGACGAUUCCAUCCCUCGCCUUCACCCACAUACCGUCCUACGCCUCCCUUGCGCUACAAGCAGGACCUGGCGUCGAUGCCAACCGCCAGCCCGGUAUUAACGACGAUUAUCCGCUUGCUCCCCAGGCACAGGGCUGGUGUUCCGAUGGUCGCAACGACGGCAGUUGUUCCUACGGCGGGCAGGAUAUACCUUUCAUGAAGGCCAUCAGCGAGACCCCUGGGCUGAUGGCUCUCUUCUCUGGCCACGACCACGGAGCGACUUGGUGCUACAAAUGGGACACUCUUGUCCCAGGAAUGACGGUCCAGGGGAACGGCAUUAACCUCUGUUUUGGUCAGCACAGUGGCUACGGAGGGUAUGGAAAUUGGAUCCGCGGCGCUCGCCAAGUUCUCGUCUCUCAAGAAAUGCUCCAGGAUCUCGCCGUCGACACGUGGAUUCAGCUUGAGUCUGGCGACACCGUGGGUUCUGUGACGCUGAACACGACCUACAACCAGGACAGCUACCCCGCCACGCCAAACGACAAAACAUACUGCCCUACCUGUAACUACAACGUUAUUACCCCCCAGCCAGGCACGAAGCGCUCACACUCUUCGGAUCUAGGUUAA